Molecule: messenger RNA, 2701 nt
Organism: Petromyzon marinus (sea lamprey)
Lineage: Eukaryota; Metazoa; Chordata; Hyperoartia; Petromyzontiformes; Petromyzontidae
Gene: ALOX5
Product: arachidonate 5-lipoxygenase
Biological process (GO): lipid oxidation
Molecular function (GO): oxidoreductase activity, acting on single donors with incorporation of molecular oxygen, incorporation of two atoms of oxygen; protein binding; iron ion binding
Source: RefSeq, a predicted model, not a curated record
UGAACCAAACGCCGCUGACACGAUGCACUCCCCGAAAGCCGUGCGCCUGACGGGACGUGUCAAGUAAAAAUUGUCUUCUUUAUUUGUGUUUUUAAUUGUUAAUCUGGAGGGACGGACACGAGGUGUCGCCUGCUGGCGCAGUUCGUCAGCAGGCGUGGUGAGCGGGGCUGGAGGGUGACAUUCCACUCAGGAAUGUCGCCUUGGGAAGAAUGCCUCUUGCACGGAAGGAGGAGGAGGAGGGAGGAGGUGGCGCUGUGAAUGAAACUCCUUCGCGGACACGCCGGAUUGACAAGAGUUCCUCUUAUUCGCGCGUCUCUCGGCGUCUCUCGCUCUCCUCGCCUCCCUCUCCUCCGCUGGCGAUGUCCGUGUACGUGGUGACCGUGGCCACAGGCACCCAGUACUUCGCAGGUACCGACGACUACGUGUACAUCACGCUGGUGGGAGCCAGGAGGUCCACCGAAAAGCACUUGCUCGACAAGCCCUGGUACAACGACUUCGAGAAUGGCGCGGUGGACUCGUACUCGCUGGAGGCCGAGGAAGAGCUCGGGGACAUCCUGCUCGUGAAAAUUCAGAAGCGCGGAUUCAUCUUCGGCGACGACUGGUACUGCAAGUACGUCCACGUGAAGACCCCGAAGGGAGAGCACAUGGAGUUCCCCUGCUACAGGUGGUUCAUCGACGACAAGGAGAUUGUGCUUCGCGAGGGCAAAGCCCGAUUAGCGCAUCAGGACACGCUCCAGGUGCUCAAGCAGCAGCGUCUGCGCGAGCUGGAGGAGCGGCAGCAGCUCUACCGGUGGCAGGAGUGGCAGCCUGGCUUCCUGGGCAGCAUUGAUGUGGCGCGCCACAGGGACCUGCCACGGGACAUCCAGUUUGACAGCGAGAAAGGAAUCGACUUCCUCCUCAAUUACACCAAAGCGAUGGAAAACCUGUGCGUCAAUCAGUUCAUGCACAUGUUCCAGUCGUCCUGGAGUGACUUUGCCGACUACGAGAAAAUCUUUGUGAGAAUAAAAAACACCAUAUCUGAGUAUGUCAUGAAGCACUGGCAAGAGGACUUCAUGUUUGGCUACCAGUUUCUGAACGGCUGCAAUCCCGUCGUCUUCAAAAAGUGCACCGAGAUCCCUGCGAAACUUCCCGUCACUCACGAGAUGGUGGAAGCGUGUCUGGAGCGCUCCAUCUCCCUGGAGGAGGAGGCAAAGCAAGGAAAUAUCUUCAUCGCCGACUACAGCAUCAUGGACGGAAUCCAGGCCAAUUCCACUGACCCGUGCACGAUGCAGUACGUGGCGGCACCCAUCUGCCUCUUGUACAACAACGUCAACAAGAAGUUAGUUCCCAUCGCCAUCCAGCUGCAGCAGACCCCAGGCUCGGACAACCCCAUCUUCCUGCCAACCGACUCCAACAACGAUUGGAUGUUGGCCAAGAUGUGGGCGAGGUCUUGUGACUUCCACGUGCACCAGACGGUGUCUCACUUGCUGCACACACACCUCAUCUCUGAGGUGUUCGGGAUCGCCAUGUUCCGACAGCUGCCGGCCGUCCAUCCCAUCUUUAAGCUGUUGGUGCAUCACACGCGCUUCACCAUCGCCAUCAACACAAAAGCCAGGGAGGAGCUCAUCUGCAAGUGUGGCCUCUUCGACAAGGCGAAUGCAACAGGGGGAGGCGGCCAUGUGCAGCUCGUGCAGAGGGCUGUGAAAGAAUUAAAAUACGAACAUCUGCAAUUUCCCAAGAACAUCCAGAUGCGUGGCGUGGACAGCGAGGAGAGCCUUCCCUAUUACUUCUACCGUAAAGAUGGCCAGCAAGUCUGGAACUGCACGGCACAGUUUGUGAAGGAAGUGCUUGCCGUCUACUACCCCGACGACAAGACCGUCAAAAUGGACUCCGAGGUGCAGGCCUGGAUCAAUGACAUCUUUGUCUACGGGUUCCGGAACAACAAGGAUUCAGGAAUCCCCCAGUCGUUUGAAACACUGGAGGAGCUGGAGUUGUUCAUCACCACGGUGAUAUUUGCCACAUCAGCGAAUCAUGCCGCUGUCAACUUUGGGCAGUACGACUGGUAUUCCUGGAUCCCGAACGCCUCUCCAACGAUGAGACAACCUCCACCGACUGAGAAGGGAGUGACAACCAUGGACUACAUCAUCGCCAGCCUGGCUGACCGCGGUCGCUCCUGCUGGCACCUUGGCGCAGUCUGGGCCCUCAGCCAGUUUCAGGAGAAUGAGAUUUUCUUGGGUAAUUACCCCGACCAGCACUUCACAGAGAUGCCAAUCCUGGAGGCCAUCGCGAGAUUCAAGGAGCGCCUCCAGGAAAUCACCUCCAGAAUCACGGAGAGGAACCGGGGGAAGAAACUUCCCUACUACUACCUGUCCCCAGACCGCAUCCCCAACAGCGUUGCUGUCUAAUGGCAGCCUAAUCGAGGUUUGCCACCUUGCCUGGGUUUGAUCCGGACAGUCCAACAAUUGGCAUCUGCGUUCGGGCCACGGGAAUUGAUUUCUACUGAGACCUAAUUACUGGUGUUGUGUUGUUGAACUUUAUUAUUAAUAUAAUAUAGAGGACAGUUUUGAUAGACCUUGGUGCUGGCUAAGAAAUACGUCUGGGUUUGGCCUACAGUGGAAAAGGUGGCAACCCUAGUCCCAUCACACACGGCACACACCGUGGCUAAUUGAAACAUAACAUCCAUCAUCUGAAACAAUUCUCACCGUGACAUUGUGCAACCACU